AUGGCGCAUCGCGACUCUGAUGCGAUAACUCCUCACUCUCCGCGCAGCCAACCGAGGACCCCGACGGGGCACAUUGGAAAACAGAAGGAUGCGAUUGACCGGGAUGGGGUGCAGCCAGGGGGAGACGUGGGGAUUGGGGCGGCGAGCUUACAGCGCUGGCGUGGGAUGUAUGACGGAGGGAGCAAAAUUGCUCCCUUCCUCUCGGAGCGACACACGCACCAGCAGAGCAAGGAAAAAGUCGCGAUUGGUGGGGACUCUUCCACUGUGGUCGUGAGCCCUAACGUGAUUGCCGCCACGCCGCGCGAAAGCCGCAGCCCGCUUGACAGCGCCACUAUCCCACCAUCCCCGCUGCAAGUGCACCCCAAGCCGAUUCUGCCUGCGUCCGUGGCUGCCUCCACGUCACUCGCCAGGCAACACGGUGUCCGUGGUAACGUGCGGUCUGUCGACAAGGCGUCAACGGAUAAUGACGAGCAGGCCGACUCACAAGGGCAUAGUAGUCCGUCGUGCUCUAUAAUUGCCCCUUCCAGCAACGGCGGUGGUGACUUUUCACUGGAGACAGACAACGACGCGCAGCUCAGCAACGCCCCGUGCCACGCGCCGUCGGGGAGGCGACUCACUCAGCUGGAGCUACCUUUCCCGCAGGCGACGCUCAGUAGCCCUUUGCAGUCUGCCCAGUCUACCUCGGCCGAUGGCGUGGACACGUCUGCCGGCUCGCAGGACACUCGGCUGUCGUCGAAGCGGAGCACGGCAAGCCGCCGCUGCUACGUGCCAGGGCGUGCCUCUCGGCUCCACGCAAACACCCUCCUUUCCGACGGCGGUGGCGGGAUGCUGAGCGCUCUCUUGAGCACCACUUCGCGGGUUACAACACAAGCGAGUCAAGUCACCACACGCGCGCCGAACGAGUCCCUCCACGGCCUUGAUACAAGCUACAUGCGGGCAUCAUUGCUGCCCCUCACCAGUGAGACGGACUCCACUUCAGAGGGCACAUCUCUGACGCCAGUGCAUCAACGUGAUGCGUCCAUCACAUAUCUCUCGUCGCUUCCGCCGCCGCCGCCGCCGCCGGUGCGCACGAGGACCUUCACCCUUGCCGAGGCCACGGAGCACGCGGCGCAUGCGCCUGCCGCGCAUUCUUCGACUCGGUGGACGCCGUCUGCGCUGAUGACGCCGCCGUUGAUGGUGGUAGAAUCGCGCUCUCUGGCACCUUCUUUUCGUACGCGCAACCCCCUCAUGCAGCAGCGACAACUCUCGCACGGGCACCUCGGUGAACAUGCAGUGGCACCAUCUCAGUUCCAUGACGACGCCGCACCCGCGGCAGCCGGCCCCCCUUGCCCCUGUUAUCGAGGCCCACGCUCUGCCUUACUUCGAGGCUGCACAGACAGAGGGCAAAGCGCUUCGCGCACCCCACCCAUCGCGGUGCUCGUCCCGCUUCCGCCGGAGUCGGAGGAAUCGGCACCGGCACCAGCGUCAACACCAGCAAUAGCCUCACCGCCGCCUACGCAACCACUGGAUAGCGACACUUAUGAGGUGAACGCAGACAGCAUGGCCUCGGAGAUGAGUUUCCGCUACCGAGAGCGGCCUUCUCCUAGGGCACAGCAACUAGAUCAGGCGUCGGUGCUGGAGCCGCGCGCUUCCGUAUGUGUGUCACCGCUUCACCCUUCGCUGUCUCAAGUUUAUGCGCUCACUCCGAGGCCGCAGCAGCCGCGGUCGACGCCGGCGCGCUCUUCUCCCCCUCGCAACGGCGAUCCUACACUGCUCGAGUAUGUUGCUAACUUAAAGCCACCACGCGGCUCUUGCAGCGUCCGUGGAGGUCUUCUGUCUGUCGGCGUAGCUCUCUGCGCUGUGCCGUUGUGCGCGGCCAUUCUGCUGUUUGGUUUACAUUACUGGGCUGUUACGUUGCAAGAGAAGAGCUAUGCGGAGGCGCUGCUGCGCCCUCGCAUGGGGACGAUGCUGAAAGUCGACGUGGCACUGCUGCUCAGCAUUUUGGUUUCGAUUGCGGUGGUCGGUGGUGGAAGUGGCGCAGCCAUCUACGUCCUGCUUUACCGCCUCGCCAUCCGCCAUCAGGUGCGUGCCUUUGCUCUCUGCGUGCGACUUGCAGAUGCGCUGCCACCGUUGGAUGUGCACCGCCUCGCAGCGGAGGACUCGGAGGGUCGGCACGACAGCGCGACGCCUAUCGACGCAGCUACUGCGGUGGGACAGCACGCCGCCAGCGGCGAUACUCGUACGCAGUGGUUCUCUCCGUUUGUCGCCCGAUGGCAUGAGGAGGUGAGUCGACUUGUCAAGCUUGUCACGUGCCCGAUAGAGGUGAGCCAGGCGGAGUGGCGCUCCUUUCUCUUCUCGGAGCGGCGCAGCCUCGCCUUGCCGAACGAGGGCGCGAAUGGGAGCGGUGAUCGCCCCGUGGCAGAGACGACGCUGGCUGAUGGCCCCUUUCGCAACAGCAACAACAGCCGCUCGCUCCCUUUUGGCGUGCAAGCGUCGGUGCCCAUGACUGAGAACGAGCCGUGGCCACCGCAUGACGCGCAACCCGGAUCGCGGUAUCGAAUGAGCGAAGCCGUCUUCUCCCGGCGACCGCAGCACCCAGUGGACGUGAGCAAGCGGCAAGAGGCGGUCACGGUGGUGGUGUGCCGCCUCAUGGCCCCGGCCGAGCUGCUUGUGGAGCAGAGGCCCCUGACGCAGGUGCAGCUGAAAGAGCUGCAGCGACUCUCGAACGAGUUUCACCAGCGCCUCCGCACCGUGCCGCGGACGUCGUAUGCUGCCAUUACGGAGGUGGGCGUGCAUGAAGUGGUCUUCUCCUUUAAUACCUUCUCUCCGCUACCUUCUCUGGUUGCAAGCCCCGCGGCCGUGGCGCUGGCUGUGUUAGCGCACAAGGCGCUUGUGGAGUGGUCGCCGACGUAUCUUGGCACCCCGGUGCAGUGGGGCAUCGCCGUGCACCGUUUCGAUGCUUACAUGUCCCCCACACGCGGUAUGCAAGGGCGGCUCUACGUCAGUUUUGGGACGGUCGAGUACGACUUUGCCCGUUUACUGGCGGAGCUGGCGGCACUGUUCAACUACGGUGCGUUGUGUCACGCCGGGUUUCUUGCGGACGCCUCGUGUGAGUCGCAAUGUCUCCCCGUAGACUACGUGAUGGAUUUGCGUCAGCAGGCCUUUGUGGUGUACCAGCUACACGACGGCGACGUCGACAGGGAGCAGCGGCUGCAGAUGCAUAGUGCGAUAGCGUCCAUGCGCAACGGCGAGUACAAGGCAGCUGCGGAUGCACUGAGAGUGUGGAGGAGGAAGAACGGCGGCUGCAGCGGGCUGCCGAGGACCGCUGCACACCUGCGAUAUGUUGCGGGGUUUCUGGAGUGCGCCGCGCGUAGGCGUCGGCCGCGCGUUUCGGAGGCCAAAGUAGCGGCAGAGACCGCACCGUCUUUCACUUGUGCGGUCGAGGGUGUUGCCGAGUGGGCUGGAGAAAGUCUUCUGACGUCGUAUUUCCGCCCACCGCCUGUGUGGGAGGAGGAGGAGGCGCCGCAAGCGCCGAGCCCUGACCUGCUCUGCGCGCCAGCUAUUCAGGCGACGAGCGGGGGCGGUAGUUGCGGUUUGCAAAGACGGGAGUGCGGUAGCAGCAACGUCCUUGUGCCGUCUUCCGCGCAACCAUCGCGUGGCGCCGCGGGCGAGUUGACGACGUUCUUUCGAUCACUGAUGCGCCGCUCAUACCGGGCUCGCACCCGCUACGUACUGUCGACUGAGCAACAGGAGGGCCAAGUAGGAUCCAGGGCCAUGGGGGAAGCUCCGCAUCAGCCGCGCGAGGUCUUGGCAGCGAUAGAGGGCGACGCAAGUCCACCUAGCUCUUUGCAGAGGUGUUAUGGGCCACCCUCUCCUGGGACCGAGUCCGUCUCAGGAGAAGGUAACGUGCUCGAGGCCGGCUCUGCGCCUCUUUCGCCGCGCGACAACGUCACCGGCUGCUCCUCCUCGUUCCAUGCGACGCGCUCUGUUUUCGAGGCGUCGACCCCGAUCACCACGUUUCCGGACGUGGUGAGUGGAGAUCGGAAGUGGGCUGCGCUCGCACUUCUGACAGAGCCGGACCAAAGCACCAUCACCGUGACCGCGUCGAGACCGCACCUCUUCUCGAACAGUUGGAGUCUUGCAGAAUCUGGUGUGCCGGAGAUGCCGACUCUGACGCCGCUGACCUCUGGGGUUUUGCGGUCGUCGCAGUUGGAUGUCCGGCGGCAACGUCGCACCUCUAUUCUAAUCCCGGCAGCGAAAAAGGAAGACGAUGCGGCGGGUCCUGUCACCGCCUGUGCAUCCGCUAAGGAGAACGCGACUCUGCGCUCUUCGCGAGGGCGGCGCGACAGCGGCGGUUGCAGGAGUGAGCGGCCACGCGGUCGUAGUGGCUCCCAGUUUACGACGGAGGUCCCGACUAGCGAUGAGUUGUCGUCACGGCUGUUGGGGCAUCCAUGCGUCUCCCAGCUGACCGACACCACGAUCGCUCACUUCCCGUCCGAGGUGAGCCACGAAUCUCUGUCGGCGCGCUCUGGUUCAGUGCGUCCGCGCGCCUCUGCGAGCACCGCAGCCGCCUCCUCGGUUCUCCCUCUCUUUGCGGACAGCACGGUCCCCUUCACUCUGCAGGACAGGGCAGAGGCGCGCAGUGAGGAGGAGACUGCCUGCGAGGCAGAUCUUAAUCAAGAGCUGUCGAUGAUGUCUGUUGCGCAGCGCUCCCGUUCCCGGCGCAGCCACCGUGCGACGGCGCAGCCAUCGUCUGUGGUCUGCUCCUGUACGAGGCGCAUCGACAACAGCUUGAGCAACACGGUAAUGGUCUUCCAAGGCUUCCACCCAGACGGUUAUCUGGUUGUGGUGAAGCGUGCGGACCGUCGUGCUGCGAAGCAGGUGGCGCAGCUGCGGAACGAAGUGGAUCUGUUGCGGGAGCUGCAUCACCGCAACAUUGUCAACAUUGUCAGUGCCUGGAAGGACGACGAGGCGGUGUAUUUCGCGAUGGAGUACGCUUGCGAGACGCUCGCCACCGUGCUGCAGAAGUUCAAGGUGCUGCUGCCCGGGGUUGUACGCUUCUACGCGCGUGAGCUGCUGAACGCCCUGGUCUAUCUGCACCGGGACUGCGGCAUCAUCCACCGCGAUCUGUCGCCCAACAACAUCAUCAUCACCAACACAACGGAUCGAAGUCGCGUGAAGCUAAUUGACUUUGGCCGCUCCAUCAUGGCACCGCGCUUCUGCAGUGGUAGCAUUAGCAUGUCGACGACAGUGCCAGGCAACGCCAGCCUCGAGUUCACGGAGCGCCGCUCGAGCCGCAACAAGGUAAGUGCCACGGACAUGCCCACGUCGGUCGUCGGGACGCCCCUCUUCAUGUCUCCGCAGGCUUGCAGAGGCCUUGCGCACCCGACGAGUGACAUCUGGAGCUUGGGCAUCAUUGUGCACCUGUGUCUCGCAGGAACCUACCCGUACCCACCAGAGACCUUUACCGAUCCCGAGACGUUUGUUGCAAAUAUCGGGAGCGGCCGGUUGACUCCGGUGAUCGCGGACACUUGCGAGAUGACUGGCGAGGCACGCAGCUUUAUCGAACAGUGCUUGACCCUGAGCCACACCGAACGUCCCUCUGCCUCAGCGCUUCUGAAACACGGCUUUGUAGAACGCUGA
Molecule: messenger RNA, 5622 nt
Organism: Leishmania major strain Friedlin
Lineage: Eukaryota; Euglenozoa; Kinetoplastea; Trypanosomatida; Trypanosomatidae
Product: putative protein kinase
Exons: 1
Coding region: 1-5622 (1873 amino acids)
Biological process (GO): protein phosphorylation
Molecular function (GO): protein kinase activity; ATP binding
Source: RefSeq, a predicted model, not a curated record